Saxophila tyrrhenica is the source of this 1083-nucleotide messenger RNA. RefSeq lists its product as uncharacterized. The coding region runs from base 1 to 1083 and encodes 360 amino acids. NCBI's taxonomy places the organism in Eukaryota, Fungi, Ascomycota, Dothideomycetes, Mycosphaerellales, Extremaceae. The record is from RefSeq and is a predicted model, not a curated record. The transcript is spliced from 2 exons.
AUGCCUUCCAACACUCUCCGCCAGCCAGCUCAAAAGCGCAUCUCCCUUCCCUCCUCCCAGCGACUCACCACCAUAACCGAAUCCGCCAACACCACACCACUCGAAGCCCCUCCGCCUAUCCCGCGACGCAGCAGUCGUCGCAACAGCGCAUCGCAUUCGGAGUCGAACAGCUGGCGUUUCUCGCGCAGAUGGUCUGGGAGUGGGAGCUCGAGAAGCGAGAGGAGCGCGCCGCCGCCGCCGUACGAGUGGGUGCCCGAGCCUCUCGCUGCGGAUGGGAGCGAUGAGGAGCCCAAGGUGGUGGAUGAGCGACUAGAGAAGCUGAGAAGGGGUGAAGGCGAUGGGAAGAAGAGGAGAGGCGGAUGGGUGAGGGUGGGCGCAAUCUUCGCAGUGGUUGUAGUGAUUGCUGUUGCGCUUGGGAUGGGUCUAGGGGUGGGGUUGAAGAAGAGCAAGGGUGGUGGAGGUGAGGAUGAAAAUGCAGAAGGGAGUUCUGGAGGCGAUGGGUCGGAUAUGCCGCCGCAGAAGUUUCCGCUUGGGGAGUAUAAUGGAAGCACGGAUGAUACGAGUGUUGCGUCUUUCAACUGGAUCAUCAGCAACACUUCUUCGAUCUACGCCACGAAUGACACGACAACUACCCCGAGCGACGGUGUCCCGGCCAAUCUGACAGUCAGCUCCAGCAACGAUCCCUUCGGCAUCACAUUCACCGACAAAGCUCUGACAUACGUCUCUCCCUCCUCGAACGUGACAUCAGCGCACUACACAUUCAGUUUCACCUCCACUCGCCGCAUCAUCCCUUCCCCGGCCAUUACAGCGGACAGCACGAAUGCCGAGUGUUUUUUCAACCAGACCAUUUUCACCGCGAACAUAUACCUUUCCACCGAGAGGAAAUUCCCAUCAAGCUCGACCUCCAUUGGCGGAUAUGAGCCAUGGCCGUAUGCGGUCGAGAUUACGCAGACAGCGGCUGGAGGGAACGAUGUGCCGGACUGUUAUUCAACUGUCGAUGGGCAAGAGGGCGAGCCAGUGACGGCGGACUUGGUACCGCAGCCCGAGGAGAGCGAGUGCAGCUGCGAGUAUCGCAACUAUUGA